AUGGAGGAACAUGCUCAGAGUUCAGUGACGACGAAUCGAAAGCGGCAGCGAUCAAGAGAACGUCAAGAUGAGAAAGAGGAGAUUCAAGUUGAUAGUAUUCAAGUCAAUUGCAUGAAGAAUGAGCAGCAGAUGCAUGAGCAAGAAGAGAAAAGGAAUAGUCUAUAUUCUAAAGACGAGAGUAGAUGUGAGACGGAGAAUCAAGACGAGACACUUGUAGUACUGGAGCUUUGUGACUUUAAGAAUCAUCCAAUAUUUGAUGAUUAUAGCUCUGCGAUACUUGAGGGCAUCGACACGGCAACACCAAUGCUACGAAUUGGUGAGUACAUUUUGUAUGGUCAAUUGGAAGAAACGGUUGGUACAAACUAUUUUUACGAUACGGACACGACAAAAGCAUUGGAUCAGACGUAUGCAUUUGUGGGUCAAACGAUUAAAAAGAUCAAGUUUACGAUCGCACCACCAGAAGAAGUGUAA
Messenger RNA from Peronospora belbahrii, 471 nucleotides. The record is from the annotation of a GenBank genome assembly. NCBI's taxonomy places the organism in Eukaryota, Oomycota, Peronosporomycetes, Peronosporales, Peronosporaceae.